This is a messenger RNA of Magnolia sinica, 1898 nucleotides long. Its product is annotated as cytochrome P450 81Q32-like. Bases 130 to 1680 code for a protein of 516 amino acids. The transcript has 2 exons. The record is from RefSeq and is a predicted model, not a curated record. Gene Ontology annotation, molecular function: heme binding; iron ion binding; monooxygenase activity. Lineage: Eukaryota; Viridiplantae; Streptophyta; Magnoliopsida; Magnoliales; Magnoliaceae.
UCAUCGUUGUAAUCCACUACCAACUCUGAUGUCAUGGAUAUCGCAAAUUGCAUUUGGCGCAUCUACACGUGUAUUGUAAAACACCAUCUCCUACUGCAUUUAAAGUAGCUAGACCCUGCUCCGUCUCUCAUGCACGCCAGAAAUAUGGUAAUCUUCUUUUCCAUUUUAGCUCUCCUCUUCGUCUUCUUCCUCUUUUCAAUUUCGAAGCGCCUGUUCGCAAAACCAAAGAAGCUUCCACCGUCACCACCAUCUCUUCCCAUCCUCGGCCAUCUCCAUCUUCUCAAAAAACCCGUCCAUCGAUCUCUGACCGUCCUAUCCAACCGCUACGGCCCCAUCCUCUCCCUCCGUUUCGGAUCCCGCCCUGUUCUCCUCAUCUCCUCCUCUUCCUCCGCCGAGGACUGCCUCUCUAAGAACGACAUCAUCUUCGCCAAUCGUCCUCACCUGCUCUACGCCAAGCGCUUGGCCUACAACUACUCCGCAAUCGGGUGGGCCUCAUAUGGCUCCCACUGGCGCAACCUCCGCCGCAUCACCACCAUCGAGAUCUUCUCCACGAACCGCAUCCAGAUGUUCUCUGCCGUCCGAAUCCAGGAGGUCCGCUCCCUUGUGAAAGACCUGUUCCGCGAUUCGGAAUGGGGGAAUUCGGUGGUGGAAUUGAAGACGAAGUUCUCGGAGCUCACCUUCAAUGUGAUGAUGGGGAUGAUUGCUGGGAAACGAUAUUACGGAGAGAAUGUGGUGGAUUUGGAGGAGGCGAGGCGGUUUCGGGAGAUUGUUAAGAAGGUGCUAGCAAUGGCCGGAGAGUCGAAUUUCGGGGAUUUCAUGCCGUUUUUGGGGUGGAUGGAUUUGGGAGGGGUUGAGAAGAGGAUGGUGAGAUUGGCGAGGGAGAGGGAUGAGUUCUUGCUGGCUCUUAUCGAUGAGCAUCGAAGGAGGAGGAACAAGGACGAUUUUUCCAGCGAAGAAGGAGAGGGGAAGGGGAUGAAGAGGACGCUGGUAGAUGUUAUGCUGUCUUUGCAAGAAACAGAGCCCCAGGGCUACACCGAUCACAUCAUCAUGGCGCUCAUUGCGGCACUACUAGCUGCGGGAACGGACACGUCAGCUCUGACAAUGGAAUGGGCCAUGUCUCUUCUACUGAACCAUCCAGAUGUGCUGGCGAAAGCUAAAGCUGAACUGGACUUCCAAGUGGGACCUCGUUUGUUGGAUGAAUCAGAUCUCCCUAAGCUUCCGUACCUCCAUUUCAUCAUUAACGAGACUCUCCGAUUGUAUCCGGUGGCCCCACUUCUACUGCCCCAUGAGUCAUCUGAAGAGUCCAACGUUGGAGGUUUCAAUGUGCCACAUGGCACGAUGCUAUUGAUCAAUGCGUGGGCUAUUCAUAGAGAUCCCAAGCUAUGGGUGGACCCCACAGAUUUCAAGCCGGAGCGGUUUCAAGGUCCAGAAGGGGCAAAGGAAGCCUUGAAGUUGAUCCCAUUUGGAUAUGGAAGGCGGGCAUGUCCGGGUGCAGGUCUGGCUGUGCGGAUGGUGGGCCUGACAUUGGGGACCUUGAUCCACUGCUUUGAAUGGGAACGAGUUGGAGAGGAGAAGGUAGACAUGACUGAAGGGAUAGGGCUUACCAUGCCCAAGGCCCAGCCUUUGAAGGCAGUGUAUAAACCAAGCCAUAGCAUGCUCAACGUACUUUCUCAGCUCUGAAUAUCAUACACAGCUGUGAGCCGUUUGGCGCAUUGUAUGGAGAUUACACUUGUAAUGACAAUGGAUAUCUCGUGUUUGGCACCAACCGUGCUAAUCAGCACAAGCCCAUGUGAGAUCACGCCCUAUAUUCAUCCCGCCACACACCCACUACUCUGAUGUUGUAUGCUCGUGUGAGAUCUGAUCCAUGUUCUAAGUGGGGCUCAACCCAUAUAGUUGGU